UUGAAACAACCUAUCAGUCCAUAUUGAAAUAACGCGUGUGUGUGUGUGCGCUCAGACCAGGUUAAUUACUGUUUAUCAAGCAUGUGCUCGGAGAUUUUAUUUAUUUCUGAGAUGCCAUUGGCUGUGGGAAUAGGCAGUAGGCGCUGUGCUGCUGUGUGAGCGAGUUAUACAGCACUCCUGAUAUAUGCAGACCAUUCAUCCACUCAGCCCAGCAGAAGAGAAGGAUCGGCUGAUUAGACUACAGGCAAAAGACGAGUGUUGAUCACAUCAUCUAAUUAGUUGAGGUAGCCUACUGUAGUGUAUGAUCUGUGGUCUAGAUAAACAACAUGCAUUAAGUGACGAAGGGUCUGGAAAUAGUUUUUAUUUAAUUAAAGACGAGUUUCCCAUUUCCAUUCGUCUUGGAGACAUUUCCAAUUCCCUCUUUUCUCUGAUGCCGAUAGUCGCUGACCAGUCGGACCGCGGCUGCUAGGCGUCUUAUAUCUGUCAACACAAACAAGGGAGGGUCACGUGAAGCGAUAGUCUCACCAACCCUUGGUUAGAAACCUUGCAGUUGGCAUUCUCGAGCUGACUGCGUGCCACCGCCGCCCAGCUGUGUCUCACAUGGUUCUGCUCCGCCACAUCUCCAUCGCGCUGACCGCGGCGGUGGCCGCGUUUGGGUCAGCGCUGUUUAUCGUCCUGAGUCAUAUUUUCAAGAGGCAAGUAUGGACACCAGAAACGAAGUACUACGCGAUUCACGAGGAGGAGGAGGAGCGACGGGAGAAGCAGGUGCUGGUGCUGGGUCUGGACGGGGCAGGGAAGAGCAGUGUGCUGCAGGGCCUGUCCACCUCCGCUGCUCUCCCUGCACAGCGCUGCAAGCCCACGCGCGGAUUCAACUUCCUGCGCCUCAGCACGCCCGGCUGCCAGCUGGACUUCCUGGAGAUUGGAGGUGCUGAAGACCUGCGUGUGUACUGGGCAGAUUACCUGCGGCGCACGCACAUGCUGGUGUACGUGGUGGACUCGGCUGACCGCAGGAGGCUGCCCCAGGCCAGGAGUGAGCUGCACCGACUACUCAAAGCUGACGCCAGACUGCCCGUCGUGGUGCUGGGCAACAAGCAGGAUAAACCAGGUGCGGUCAGCAUGCCUGACCUGUACGAUGCCCUUUCGCUGGCCAGCGUGAGCGACGCCCGGCAGGUGCUGCUGAUGCCAGCCCAGACUGGCACUAACGGGCAGAGUGGCCACCACGGCCUGCAGAGCUUCCAGGACAUGCUGCUCAAGCUCUGAGAACAGCACGAGCACACACACACACACACACACACACACAGCCAUAGUAGCAGUAGCCUCCUGGACUGCAGAGUAGCGGCAGAUUCAGGAUAAAGACGCACAAGUCCGCUCAGUGCUCAGUGUUUAUAAACAUUAAACCGUGCAGGGUCAGAGGUCAGAGAAGUGGCUUUGUUUGUAGCCGUAGCAGCCACAUCUGAGUAGCACACUCUGUAUAUAAGGCCCACCUCCCCAGGACACAGAGCAACACAGCGUCUCUUCUAGACUCAGAUGCUGUUUUUAUCUUUGUAAAUUUUGACCUUAUGUUUUGUAGAUUAUUGUACAGUCUAAGCUGACGUUGUUCUCUGACUAAAGCUUAUCUAGAGCAUGAUCGUCUGCUGAGAGCUUUCACUAGUGUGUCCAUGACAGCUUCAGGUUUUUAACGCGGCCAGUUUUACUGCAGUAUUUGUCCCCUGACUGGGCACAGAGGCUACUGGUCCAAGCCCACCUCGGACCUGCCCCUUUCUUGCUGGCAUGGCUAAAGCUAAGGUGACACAAAGGACGAGAAGGCCGCGUUUGUUCCAGGCCGUGUCUCACUUUCACUGCGCUAGCCAGAACUGACCCAAGAGUGAGCGGCCACACUGACAGGUCGGGUUUGCUUUUCAGAGGUAGCCAUUCUUCAUGUGACAUGUUUAAGUUGCUAUCUCUGCCCUUACGCAACAGUGCAGGACAGAAGGCCUCUUUGUCAGGCUGUUGUUGUUAAGUGUUCAAGAAUGACAGUGAGCAGCCCAGGGCAGUGUUCCGCUCACCGCUCUCACACACGUUCUACGUUCUCUUCUGUCCAGGAGAAUGUUCUUGGCAAACGUGUGCUUUGUUUUGCAUUAAUACGUUCAAAUUUUAUUCAUGAUAUUAUUUUUGCAAAUAAUAUUUGUUACUUAAAAUGUAGGCAACAGGGUGGGUGAGGACUUGUUUAAGACUUGUUUUUUAUGUUCAUUGCCUCUGUAAGUAUCCAUUGUGAUAGUGAAUUACUAUUAUGAAAUAUGAUUAAGUACAUUUUGGGUGCCAAUUUCCUCAAACUGAUAUAACCCAUUACUUUUGUAAGCCUAUGGAGUUUAGCAAGGUGCUCAUUUUAUUGUAAAAUAGGGAAAGAUCCACCCAACACUAGUCAACCAGAGCCAGAGACACAAGAGUUUCAGCUGUUCUACAGUUUCUCUCUUCUGAUAUCUGAGAAUAACUCAAGUUCUAUUGUCACUUGACGUGUGUGACUGUAUCUUACUGUAACAGUUGACCUCAUGCAUACCUCUGUGUGUGAUUGUUGGCCUGAGCCAGGAUAUCAUAGUCUUAUUUCUUAUUUUGUUUUCUAAUCAAGACAGUCUACCAUUUGUGUUUCAAGGCUGAUGAAGCUGGAAUUGCAUUUUAAAGACAUGAAGAUGCAUGCUUUGUAUGAAGCAUGCUAGGACCUGGGGUUGGGGUAACGUCACAUAGCACAUUUGUCCCGUCGUGGCUGUUACAGCUGUGAGAUUGGCAAGGGCUGAACUCAGACACGUUUGCAGACACAUGAUGUUCACGGCAUAGACACACAUUGGUAAUGGCUCCUUAACUUAAAAUUCUAGUAACAUUAUUUAGGUUAGCUGUGUGCUGACCGGAAAUCUAAGGCUUACAGAUAUGGUCGACUGCAAAGUUUAUUUCCCAGUGUCUGGGAGAAACUCCAUCCAUAUUAUAUGCUGGGAUAGUGUGUUCUAAGCCAGUAGCAUAGCCUACUGGUGCAGAUGAUUCAUAUGGAGUGGCUUUUCGUCCAGCGUAGGAGACACCUGAUAAUGUAAACAAACUCUGCUGCCUGAGGAUAUAGCUGGCUGAAAGUCAACAGUCUCUGCCCUCGAGAGCACCACAUGAGCACAUAAUAUAGUUCACACACCUCCUGGUUUCUGCGAUGAGCAAACACACUCAAAACACAUGUGAUGAGCAAAGUCCAGCCCUGAAUGUAUGUAGGUGUCUAUACCUUGCAGCUAUCAGCCUCGCUCAGUAUUUACCUGGUGGAUGGUUGGUUUGUGGCAAUCAUGGACAACAGAUGUAAAUUAGCCUUGUGGCUAUAAUCUGGCCCAAUUAUAUAUUGUGCAUUGUCCCUGUCAAAUAAACGUAAAUAAAUAAAUACAUUUAACAAAUUGAAGCAUUAUCAAACCUUAAAUUUUGUAUUCUGAGGCAGAGGAAAAUAACUCCUAAUUAGUUGGACUAUUAUUAUUAUUUAAAGUAUUUAUAUCUGUAAACAAAUGUUUUUCUACUUUGUGCAGUACCUCGAUCCAUUGCAAGGGGUGCUAAGCAAGUUGUGCACUGAGGCAGUCCUUGGUGGCUUCUCCAUACACAUGUUUGUAUAACUUCAUUACAUAACUCCAUAUUCCUGUACCUGUGAAUGUGUCUUCUCAGUGUAUAUACAUACAUACACACACACACAUCUCCAAAUGUGUGCACUGAAUAAAACUCUCAAAUACC
This is a messenger RNA of Alosa alosa (allis shad), 3723 nucleotides long. RefSeq names its product ADP-ribosylation factor-like 10 (gene arl10). Bases 601 to 1260 code for a protein of 219 amino acids. The transcript is spliced from 4 exons. The record is from RefSeq and is a predicted model, not a curated record. Lineage: Eukaryota; Metazoa; Chordata; Actinopteri; Clupeiformes; Clupeidae. Gene Ontology annotation, molecular function: GTPase activity; GTP binding.